UGGGCUGCAGGAGAGGAGAGAUCCAUCAUUUAUCUCUGAGUUAUCUCUGACUGGAGCUUUUUUAUAAUUCAACACUAUAUAUACAUCCACCACCACCACCAUGGCUAAGCAGUACGAUGUGCUCUUCCGACUCCUGCUCCUCGGAGAUUCUGGUGUUGGGAAAACAUGUUUGUUAUGCAGAUUCACGGACAACGAAUUUCACCCUUCUCACAUCUCCACCAUCGGAGUCGACUUCAAAAUGAAGACACUAGUAAUAGAUGGUAUCAAAGUACGGAUACAGAUAUGGGACACUGCAGGCCAAGAAAGAUACCAGACCAUCACUAAGCAGUACUACAGACGAGCACAGGGAAUCUUCCUGGUGUAUGAUAUCACAAGUGAGCGAUCCUUCCAGCACAUCAUGAAGUGGGCCAGUGAUGUGGAUGAGUACGCUCCCGAGAAGGUGCGGAAGAUCCUCGUAGGGAACAAGUCAGAUGAGGUGGACAAGAGGCAGGUGGCCACAGAGCAAGGUAUCAAGCUGGCCAAGGCUUAUGGAAUGGACUUCUUUGAGACAAGUGCCUUCACCAACCAAAACAUAACAGAGACUUUCACGCGAUUGGCUGAACAGGUGCUGGCAGCCAAUAAAAAGGACCUGGAUCUUCUCCGGAUGUCCACUAAUGACGAGAUUAAUCUUGCUGCUCUGGAGGAAGAGGAAGGACUCUGUGACAGCGUGGCAGGCGACCAAGACAAAGGCUGCUGGUGUUAAAAAGAAACUAUUCAAGUUAGUGUUACUGUUAUCGCCAGACACUCUGCACUAACUGGGCAAAAUGUGUCCCCCUUUUGUCGAAAAAACAAAGAGGAUCAUCGAGCUGCGACUUUUAAAACCAGCUAUGUUCCUCUGUUUCACAUGAGCAACGCCAAAAAAAUGCUAACGAGCCGUUUGAGAGCAGUUUCAAGGACAAAGGUGGAAACAUUUUGCCGCUCUGUGCCAAGUGUUUGGUGAACUGAAGGUCCAAAAUGUCAAGGUUUCCCUCGGUGGGACCGAAUGUUCAUUGUCUAAAAGCACUGUUUCCUGCUCCGUUCAGUGUGUCUUUGAAAUGCAAAUCCCCGUCCGCUACAAAUUCUGCGAUUGACGUACAGUUGAAAAGACUUAAAACUUCCAGGAGAGCUGGAGACGGAGAUUUUAUCAUGUUUUUCUUACAGGAUUUGUACAGUGUCUUGAUGUAGAGGAAAGACUUGGGAUUGUCCACCACUGACUUGAAACUUUUUCUCAAUGUUAUAUUUCACAUUAUUUUUCCAAGCGCUGUCUCAGAUAUUGAUCAUGGGGCUGGCUGCCUUGCUAAUCAACAAUGUUGAUUGAUUACAUCUGGCCUUCAUCCACUCCUUUAGUGUUUUCCUUUAUGUGGGUAUUAGCGCUCCUGCACCCAUAGCCUUUCUACCAGGGGUCAGCAACCUGCGGCCGUACUUGCCAACCCUCCCAAUUUUCCCACGUUUUCCUCCUUGGGUCACAAUUCUCCCGCAUUUCUCUGGCAGUUUUUCACACCUUUCUUUCCUUUUCGUUAUCUCAACAUGUUUCUGGCACUAUACAGCGUGUAUAAUCCCUACUGUUUCCACCUGGACAACAAUACAGCCACACCAAAUGUCGUUUCCCGGCGGACGGGCGAGCUUGCCACACCACGGCAUGAUUUGAGCCGUCAUGGCGCAAGCUGUUGGAAAUGACGCGGUUUCAGAGCGCAGUGGUGCCGUUGUUGCGUUGUGUCUUUCAGUGAGUGAGAGAAGGAAUAAUACUCAAGCAGGGGCAAAACAAUUUAUGAAUGAAUAAAAACUGAUGAUUA
Molecule: messenger RNA, 1811 nt
Organism: Sebastes umbrosus (honeycomb rockfish)
Lineage: Eukaryota; Metazoa; Chordata; Actinopteri; Perciformes; Sebastidae
Gene: rab15
Product: RAB15, member RAS oncogene family
Exons: 7
Coding region: 101-742 (213 amino acids)
Biological process (GO): Rab protein signal transduction
Molecular function (GO): GTPase activity; GTP binding
Source: RefSeq, a predicted model, not a curated record